This is a messenger RNA of Sinocyclocheilus anshuiensis, 2230 nucleotides long. RefSeq names its product serine/threonine-protein kinase OSR1-like. Gene Ontology annotation, biological process: negative regulation of potassium ion transmembrane transporter activity; positive regulation of T cell chemotaxis; peptidyl-threonine phosphorylation. Gene Ontology annotation, molecular function: protein serine/threonine kinase activity; ATP binding. Bases 204 to 1757 code for a protein of 517 amino acids. Gene Ontology annotation, cellular component: cytoplasm; cytosol. Lineage: Eukaryota; Metazoa; Chordata; Actinopteri; Cypriniformes; Cyprinidae. The transcript has 18 exons. The record is from RefSeq and is a predicted model, not a curated record.
UUUCGACACGAGGAAGAGCAUUUUCCGCCUAAGGCGGGGUCACCAUCUCUGUUGGCAAAGUUUGGCUGUUGAGACUGAGAGCGGUCGGCAAGAUCAGCAUAAGCACAUCGAGCCUAAAUCCCGAUCGUCCGUUUUCCAGCGCUUGCUGUCGUGUAAGCGUGCAGUGUACGUUAGCGUACGGCUGUCGUGAUCUGACUGCAGUCAUGUCCGAAGACCCGAGCUCUCACCCUUGGUCUAUCGACAAGGAUGACUAUGAGCUUCAGGAGGUGAUCGGGAGUGGAGCAACAGCUGUGGUCCAGGCAGCAUAUUGCAAACCCAGGAAAGAGAAGGUGGCCAUUAAACGCAUCAAUCUUGAGAAAUGCCAGACCAGCAUGGAUGAGCUUCUGAAAGAGAUCCAGGCAAUGAGCCAGUGCCAUCACCCAAAUAUUGUGUCUUAUUACACCUCCUUUGUGGUCAAGGAUGAGCUUUGGCUGGUCAUGAAGUUGCUCAGUGGUGGCUCAGUUCUUGAUUUUAUUAAGUACAUCAUUUCCAAAGGGGAGCACAAAUCGGGUGUCAUGGAUGAGGCCAGCAUUGCCACCAUACUAAAAGAGGUGCUAGAAGGUCUCGAUUAUCUGCACAAAAAUGGUCAGAUUCACAGGGAUGUGAAGGCUGGAAAUAUUCUUUUAGGAGAAGACGGCUCUGUUCAAAUUGCAGAUUUUGGUGUUAGUGCCUUUUUAGCAACUGGUGGAGACAUGACUAGAAACAAAGUGAGGAAGACGUUUGUAGGAACUCCAUGCUGGAUGGCGCCUGAGGUGAUGGAGCAGGUUAGGGGUUAUGAUUUCAAAGCUGAUAUCUGGAGUUUUGGGAUUACGGCUAUUGAGCUGGCAACCGGGGCUGCUCCAUAUCACAAAUAUCCUCCAAUGAAGGUUCUCAUGUUAACCCUGCAGAAUGACCCUCCUUGUCUAGAGACUGGAGUUACAGAUAAAGAGAUGGUUAAAAAAUACGGCAAAUCUUUUCGGAAGAUGAUCUACUUGUGCCUCCAGAAGGAUCCAGAAAAACGGCCUACAGCUGCUGAACUUUUAAAACACAAGUUCUUCACAAAAGCGAAGAACAAUGAAUACUUGAAAGAAAAAUUGCUGGACAGGGCGCCAACAAUAGGAGAGAGAUCAAGGAAGGUGCGGAGGGUUCCGGGCUCCAGCGGUCGACUACACAAGACUGAGGAUGGAGAGUGGGAAUGGAGUGAUGAUGAGCUGGACUUGGAGAGUGAGGAAGGAAAGGCAGCAGUAGCCGCUUUACGGUCACCAAGAGUAAAGGAGGAGGCUGUACAAAAUGCUGAGCUCUUUCCAGCAGAUCCAUCAAGCUUCCUGCAGCCAGCAGCUGCAGGACAGUCUGAAGUGCCCCAUGCUGCGGACACUGUCACGAUAUCAGCGUCCUCUCCAGGCUCCCAGGCUGGUGGACCUACUACAACAGGGCAGGACUCAGCCAAAAUCCCCAUCAGCCUGGUACUAAGAUUAAGGAAUACAAAGAAAGAGCUGAACGAUAUCAGAUUUGAGUUCAUGCCUGGGAGAGACACAGCUGAUGGAGUGUCUCAGGAGCUUGUGUCUGCAGGACUGGUGGAUGGGAGAGACUUAGUCAUUGUUGCAGCCAAUUUGCAGAAAAUCGUUGAUGAUCCACAAACCCACAAAAAUAUCACUUUCAAGUUGGCAUCGGGAGUGGACAGCUCUGAAAUUCCAGACGACGUUAAACUCAUGGGAUUCGCUCAGCUGAGUAUAAGUUAAAAACAAAGUAUUACCAGCAACGGGGGAAAAAAACAGACUUGUUUGCACAACAGUGCAUUGUAAAUGCUUUCAUUGGCCUAAAGAAACCACUACUGCCAAAGAGACAGAAGGAACCUGACACUGCAUAGGAUUAACAAAUGUUGAAUAGGACUGCAUCCGAGUUCUUCAUAGGAGCGCACCUCAGAUGUUUACAGUGUUCAUGUAUGUUUUGUUUUCUCUGUUGCUUUAAACAUUUGCACAAUCUGAACCAACUCCUAAUACUGGUAGAUGUCAAAAGAAUGCCUUACUUUCGAUAGUACUACUGAAUUUACACCCGUAGGUAGACAGUAGCUGUGGAUCUCAUCUGUGAAAUGAAUGAGUUACUGUGUGUGCUUUCAGCUGUGUACCUCAAUGGAGGGUGGAGGGGAGGGUUGUCAUUCAAUAGCAUUUGAGGGUGCAUGUUGGCACACCUAUAAAGUCAGCUGUUCAGUACA